GAGUGGAUUACUAACUAGUACGAAGUGAACGAGUGUGCGGAGUUUCAAGUGAUUUUGAAUAUGAAAAAUAUUAGUAGCAUCCACACGCGAUAUCUCUGCACAAAAUAAAUAUUGAAAUUAUAAGUGAAUACAUACAUACAUAUUUAACAAAGGACCUUCCUCUUAAGGAUAUAUAUAUAAUAUUAACAUUCGCAACAUUCGCACAUACACAUUCACAUUUGCCGUUUCAACGUGUAAUGCAUAAAAUGCAAUUUCACUUCUGUGAAUUUGCCUAUAUUUGUUUGUUGUUGUGCGCUGUGGCACUUUGGCCGUAUUAUAUCCCUGGCGUAUAUGGCUUAUCCACGGUUGAUUCGGUUCGUCGCAAUAGCGGAUUUAGCUCAGUUAAUGGCGGCAGUAACAGCGGUGCUGAUGGUACUAAUGCUGCUCCUUCAGCCGCAACAGUUUUAACGCGCCAACUGAUAGUCGGAACGGCACCAGCUUUCACUCUUUCGCCCAUUACAUCAUCCUAUUGCAUUUGCGUACCGCCUGGUUCAUGCCUCAAUCCAAUACCUACAGCGCCAACGGAUGGCAGCGGACAAAUCGACAUCCGUAUCGUGAAUACCAAUCCGACUGUUACGCCCACCGUCUCACCGAUCACCUGUAAUUACGGUCUCACACUAUGCUGUGAAGCUGGUUCGUACCAAUGCGGACGUCGCUAUUCGCCACCGCCCGGCAGUUCAGCAGCUGGCGCAGGUCAAGCGCAAUUCGGUGAAUAUCCUUGGGUGGCAGCCUUGCUCACCACAGCCGAAGUAUAUUUGGGUGCAGGGGCGCUGAUUACAGCACAACAUGUGCUCACUGCCGCUCAUAAAGUCUAUAAUAUAGCCACCUCAUCUUUCAAGGUGCGCGUCGGCGAAUGGGAUGCUGCCAGUACCUCGGAACCGAUACCCGCACAAGAUGUUGCCAUUGCUGCUGUUUUCAUACAUCCAAAUUUCAAUGCCGCCAAUUUACAAAAUGAUGUCGCUAUAAUACGACUCGCUUCUGCCGUCUCGCUCACGUCCAAGUCCACCGUGGGUACCGUUUGCUUGCCCCUAACCACAUUUGUUGGUCAAACUUGCUUUGUUGCCGGUUGGGGUAAGAAUGAUUUUGGGCCGACUGGCGCUUAUCAAGCGAUACAACGUGAAGUCGAUGUGCCGCUCAUUACAAACUCAGUUUGUCAAACGUUGUUGCAGUCUACACGUCUGGGACAAACUUUUCAACUGAAUAAUAGCAGCUUCAUUUGUGCUGGUGGUCAAGCGGGCAAGGAUGCGUGUACGGGGGACGGCGGCGCACCACUCGUUUGUCAGAAUAACAAUAUUUGGUAUGUAGUCGGCUUGGUGGCUUGGGGUAUUGGCUGUGGCCAAGGUGGCGUGCCUGGUGUUUACGUGAACGUGGCUACAUAUCUGGCGUGGAUUCAGACGGUCUUGGCCUCGUCGUAAACUGUGACAUAAUCUCAUUCACUUUGGUAUUAUUAAGAUAUGUAUUGUACGAAUAUAAUUACUUUUAUGAUCUUUGAGCUAUAAUUA
Ceratitis capitata (Mediterranean fruit fly) is the source of this 1541-nucleotide messenger RNA. Its product is annotated as chymotrypsinogen A. NCBI's taxonomy places the organism in Eukaryota, Metazoa, Arthropoda, Insecta, Diptera, Tephritidae. The record is from RefSeq and is a predicted model, not a curated record. Bases 237 to 1454 code for a protein of 405 amino acids. Gene Ontology annotation, molecular function: serine-type endopeptidase activity. The transcript is spliced from 5 exons. Gene Ontology annotation, biological process: proteolysis.